Zootermopsis nevadensis is the source of this 2629-nucleotide messenger RNA. It is a transcript of the gene DPCoAC, whose product is annotated as dephosphocoenzyme A carrier. Gene Ontology annotation, biological process: transmembrane transport. Lineage: Eukaryota; Metazoa; Arthropoda; Insecta; Blattodea; Termopsidae. The record is from RefSeq and is a predicted model, not a curated record. Gene Ontology annotation, cellular component: mitochondrial inner membrane.
UUAUGUUCUGGUGCGAUGUGUGAGGCAAUUGAUGUUGAAUGAUUAUUAUAGAAAUGUAGAAAUCAGAGCUCUUUGAACUUUCCGAUUGGUCUAACUAUUAACAACUUUGACAGUUCAUUGAUGUAACAGUCUUAUUCUGAAAAAUCAUGCAUCAACUUAAUACAGAAUUGUGCAUGAGACUGUCAGGUGUGUUUGGUCCCCAUGUAAUUAUUAGUGUAUAAAAAUUUGUAAUCAUCCAUUUUAUGAACCUUUCAGAGAAUAUUGGACGGAGUAAAAAUUAAAGUACAGCUAUGAUGUAACCACGUAAUCUCACGUACUGCAACUGCGAGUUAAGCAAAGUUGGCGAGUUCGGGCAAAGCGAACCGUAGUUGGAUUGGUAUCAAGAAGAUAGGUGUGUUUUGUAGUUUACCAUUUAUUAUGGUGCAAAUGGAAGAAGAAAGAGAGAAUGUGAUUUUGAAAUAGUCCAAAACAGGUGUCAAAGGACACGAUGAUUUUGAAUCUGCAGAAAGUUGUAACAGUGUGAGACUUUGGAACCAGUCAUGAGCCAUAGCACAGUGGAGGGAAGAACAACAGAUACAACAGUGGUCCUCAGGGAAGAGAGCUCCAAGCUUGCAAUUAGAAAACAUCAGCAUGAUUCAGCAAUUAACAACAAAGAAGUUUUUCAGAAGCUGUCAAACACAGAGCAAGUGGUGACAAGUAUGAUUGCUGGGGCAACAGCGGGUGCAGCUGCUAAAACCACAAUUGCACCACUGGACCGCACAAAAAUAAAUUUUCAGAUCUCAGAGUCUCGAUACUCUGCAAGAGAAGCUUUACGCUUUUUAGUCAACACUUAUCGAAAUGAAGGUUUGCUUAGCCUGUGGCGUGGUAAUUCUGCAACUAUGGCACGCAUCAUUCCCUAUGCUGCAAUCCAGUUUACUGCACAUGAACAAUGGAAGAGGGUCCUUCGUGUGGAUGUCGACAAAAGCCAUAAGACUUCUCCUUUCAUGAGGUUCCUAGCUGGCUCACUAGCUGGAGUCACCUCACAAUCUCUCACCUACCCCUUGGACCUGGCCCGAGCUCGGAUGGCUGUCACUCAUAAAGAACAGUACCGGACAUUACGAGAAGUGUUUGUUAAAAUCUGGUACGAAGAAGGACCACAUGCUCUGUACCGAGGUUACUUACCGACUGUUCUCGGCGUAAUUCCCUAUGCUGGCGUUAGUUUUUUCACAUAUGAUACUCUAAAAAGGAAGUACAUGGAUUAUACUGGCAGUACAAGUAAACAGGCUGGUCCUCUUCCGAGUCUUGCAUUUGGUGCCAUAGCAGGGAUGUUGGGGCAGUCUUCUUCUUACCCUCUAGAUAUUGUAAGACGUCGUAUGCAGACUUCACCUAUAUCUGGCACACAGUACAAGACGAUUCUUGGAACACUCAAGAAGAUAUACAGGUACGAAGGUAUUCGUGGAGGUUUCUUCAAGGGCCUUAGUAUGAAUUGGGUUAAAGGGCCAGUUGCUGUUGGAAUUAGCUUUGCAACUUAUGACUCAAUAUGUGAUGUAUUACGUCAAAUUGUAUCACUGUGCCAUUAAAUGGUUCAGCGUUGUCACAUAUUACAACAUUCAUUCUGCUUUUGAACCUGUCUAAACUUGUGUUUUCAAUUUAAAUUGUCAGUAAGUUGUGUUAUAUACUUUUUCAAACUACACAAUAGCUGAGCAGGAAAGCCCAGAGCAUGAUGAAUGAUGUAACAUUUAUUUAAUAUUUUGUUACUUCCUGUGUAAGGUAUAAAUAUUUCUAGAAAGGAAUGAUGUUGUCAAUUUAUUGGAUAUGUUUGAUGGAAAAUAUGAUGCAGUAACAAACCAUCGUGACAAGUUGAAUUCACGACAUUCACGGAUGUUUCUACAGUGUUGUAGUCAUAUGAUGUACUUCCUGGUAAUACUUUUGGCUUCUUCAGUUCCAUGACCAAAGGCAUAAUUUAUAAUUUACUACCAGAUGUGUUCAGUCUUCAUAAUGGCAUGUUUGUUUUUAAGUAUGUUUAUGGAAUUGCAGGUGGAGUGGCCAAAAUGUCUGUACUUUAACACUUGUUUGUAUAGCCCAAAAAUUUGUUUAAACAUUGUUUUACCAUAACAUCCAUUACUUGAUGUAUCCGAACAUAUUUUAAUUGAUACCUUCCAAUCAACAACUAUAUUCUACGUUAGAUGAAUCUGACAUUUCUUAAAUUAGCGAUUGAUCGGUCUUUGAUGUCCCCAUGAAUGGUCUGUGAUGACUUUUCUUAGCCUCUGCCAAACGUAUGCAGGUGUAGGUUCCAUUUCUGAGGUCGGACACUAAUACGGUGGAUUCUGUUACCCCCAGUCGUUGGGUAGUUACGAAGAUGAUGGUCGGUAGAUGUGACCUGAAUUUUAAUGUAGGCUGCAAACCAUUGUGGGGGCCUGAUCACUUCAGUCUGGGUGCAGAAAAAUCCACACAGAUUUCACCGAGGAUCAAACGCAUAAACUUGGAGAGUCCAGCUUCUUGCCUCAUGGUCACAAAGUACCGGUUUUUGUUAAGAGUUGACAUUCCUUGCAUUGAAAUUGUUUGAUGUAAAUUUAUGUAAGUCGUGUAUUGUUUUGAGUUUCAACUCAAAUUCCACUUCACAUUGUUAGUAGAAUUUUCUCACUACUAC